AUGUUUUGCCAAAAGAAUCUUGUAUUGCUAUGCAUAACGAUUCUGGUGCUUCAGGGAAGAUGCGCUGACAAAUAUACAGACGAAAACAGGCCUUACGAAUUUGGCUUCAGCAUAGACGGGGAGCAACAUCGCCACGAAAAAAAAGAUGAAAAUGGAAUAAUUAUGGGCGAAUUUGGUUUCAUUACCGCUGAUGGUGUUUAUCAUGUAACAGUUUACGCUACAGAUGAAAAUGGAGGCUUCAAAAUAUUAUCAAUGAAGAAUAUCCGUGUAAAGCCAUAUCCCACUGCCAAGACAGGCGCAGAAAAAGGACGUUCACUUGAAUUUCCUCCUUCACCAGAACCGUCUCAAAAACUGCGAACCCCUGAUCAAGAAAGUCCAUUGCUUCCAGAACCACAAAAACCAGGCCCUGCAUCACCUGCAAAGUCUUGUUCACAUUGUAGUAUUCCUACGACAACGACUACAACAACUACCACAACCACCACCACAACAAUACCACCUUAUGUCCCAAAUAAUGGCGCCCAGCAGAGACUGCCAAUAUCACAAAAACCGGAACUCCCUCCAAAAUAUGAUCAAAAAUAUCAGAACUACCCACAACAAAAUGCCAACCUUCAAAGUUAUCAACAGAUACAACCACAACAGUUUGGCAGAGAACGGCAGGAUCAACUUCAAGAAAAUUUUAGCCAAACCCAGAAUUACCCUGAACCAACGCAAAACUAUAAAAAUUAUCCACAACAAAGCUAUGGUCACAAUGUUUUAAACAAUGAACAAAGCUACCGAACAGGUUUGGGUGUUAGUCAGUCGUAUCCACAGAACGAAGACCAAUCAAAUUAUCAACAAACAACUAGUCCCGGACAGGUAUAUCGUCAAUCAGAAACAAAUAAUCAGAACCAAGACCAAAAUGUACAAUUUGAAACAAAUCGAAGCCCGAAAUCUUAUGGAGAACAGUCGCAACAGGAACAAAUACCGCAAUAUCUGAACAGUGCCAAAGGCACUCAAUCAAAUCAACUUGAAUCAUCUCAGCAUGGUCAAACUCUUAAAAAACCGCAACUUAUAUCAGCUCAGAUGCAAAUAGUUGAUAAAAAUACUGACAUUCACUACAAACGCCCUGGUGAGAAGGAAGGAUUACCCGAAGGUCUAAACAAAGAUGACAUGACGAACCUUUUGUACACAUUCAACUAUACAGUAGGGUUCCACGGCCACUUCGAAGAGGGUUAUACCAACGGUGCAAAACAAGGUUAUUACUAUGUGACCGGUAGGAACGGAGUUAGAACAAGAAUUGAUUAUGUUGCUGACGAACAUGGAUUUCGUCCUAAAAUCACUCAAGAAGUUCUUGAUUUGUUAUCUGAUGAUGUUCCAAAACUAGAAACUGAAAAAGAUCCCAAGUAUGGACUCAAGGGGUAUGAAUUCAAAUGGAUCUACUACCCAGUUGAUUCCAAUCGACGG
Iphiclides podalirius (scarce swallowtail) is the source of this 1443-nucleotide messenger RNA. The record is from the annotation of a GenBank genome assembly. Lineage: Eukaryota; Metazoa; Arthropoda; Insecta; Lepidoptera; Papilionidae.